Molecule: messenger RNA, 4272 nt
Organism: Aspergillus costaricaensis CBS 115574
Lineage: Eukaryota; Fungi; Ascomycota; Eurotiomycetes; Eurotiales; Aspergillaceae
Exons: 4
Coding region: 1-4272 (1423 amino acids)
Source: RefSeq, a predicted model, not a curated record
AUGGCUUUCACCUCAGCAGACAUUGUUUCUUUGUUCAAGUCUUCUGCACCGAAUGUGUCCCUCGUUGAGCUUCUCCAGCAGCCAGUUAGUGCCUUGCUUGGUGUUGACAAUGCUGCUACAUCCUCCCUUAAAAUCAUAAAAGUUAAUACUGUUUUUGACUUGGCAACGUCUAUUGUCUUUGACAGUGCUGUAAAAAUCUUUACUGCCGCAACAGACCCAAACAGCAUCUUUUCUCGACAUGGCAAGCCACCAGCUGAUCUGAUACGCACGUCUCGGACCACAGGAAAGUCCCUGCAGGAACUUUCCUCAGAGCCAAUUUCUAUUCUCUCUGCAGUUCCAGAAUCAAGUGCUGAUACUAUAUCUGAGGCACUUGAUGUUAGGACUGUCCGGGAUCUGGCUCUCUAUCCACCUUAUUUAGCCGCCCUCAGAAUUCUGAAGUAUUUGUACUUUCCAGAGACAGAUGAGGGAUUCGACCCCGAAAGACCAGCAGACCUCAUUCCUAAGUCUGGCGAAUACCCGAUUGAGAAGGUUCAGUAUUCCACCCUGCACAUCGGCGAGAUCAAGAAAAACCCUAGCGACAAAUUCAUAGACGUGUCAGGGCCUGAGUUUAAACCGCCGGGCUUGGACGAUGUCAUCGACAAUGAGCGCACCGGAUUCAAGGUAGUAGCCACAGGUGCCCUUCUGACGUUUAGUCAGUCAUGGUUUGUCCAAGGAACCACAUUGGGGCACCUGCUGCACUCGGUGACCCUUGCUCCGGGUGAAAGCACGCGAGUGGCCCUCAUUGACUGGAGUCGCAGGGAACGGGGGACAAAUACCGAGGCUAUAUCAGAGAAAGACGAUCUUGUCAACGACGUUAAUCAUGCUCGCGCUGUGGCCGAAGUAACGAGGGGAGUAGCUGAAGAAGCUCAGGGCGGGUUCUCCAAAACUAAUUCAGACGCCGCCACAAUCUCUCUUGGCCUUUCUGGGUCGGAAGAUAGGAAUGGAGGGCUUAUGGGCGCUAUAUAUGGUGGGAUAAGCUCCACAACAGCUGGUUCCCUGGGCAUUUCGGGAUCAGCAGCAUACUCGGAGUCGUAUUCUACAACAUGGGGAAACAGAAACGUCUCUGCACAGACCUUGCAGAAUAUUAAUGAACGAACCCAGCAGCACGCCCACUCCAGCCGGAAUAGACGUGCCUCUGUUGUCAGGGAAGUUUCACAGUCUGAGCACGAGAAUGUCAGCACACGGGUCCAAGUAUUUCGCGUCGAGGUCCGGCUGGUGAAGGCUGAACAAGUCAUAUUUGUUCCACUGGCAAUGCCUGACUUCACCAACGUCAAUCUGAUCCGGCGCUUUCAGAUCCCACUCGCCAGAGCCGCUCUUACGCCGCAGAUUCAGCAAAGUCUAAUCAACAUGGACAGAAUUGAACUUGAGCCUGAGAAAAAGACCUCAUUUACUGUUUUUGCACGGCCUCUCGGUGCUAUACUUGAGGAAGCGCUGCGAACGAGGUCGAGCUUGGCAGCGGGGACUCCCAUUCUGGAGAAGAUGAAGUCAAGCCCCUCGACACAUGCGACAGGCCGAGAAGACACCCCCCGUACAGAUGCAUCGGAGACAGUUCCAGGGCCACCAGCUGGUCAACCCACCGGAAGGAACACAACCCCGCUGCGGCCUGUCAUUAGUGCCGCAGAACUUGCCUACCCAGCACGUAUCUUGAAUAUCCCUGCAAGACUACACACAGCUUUACCUGUGAUUUCUGAAACCAACCGCGUCCUUUGGGAUCAGGAUUUGGUCUCUCGCCUUUCAAGUCUUUUCAACCUCAAUGUCAUUCGGCCAACCAGCACUGCAAUCUCCUUGCCGGCUGACACAAUCAUUGAAGGAGCAAUUGUUGAAGGAGCUGAUGGAAGCGCACCCGUCAUACCUGCCUUCACCACACAGACCGGACGCGUCAUCACUAGCUUCGGGCCAGGACAGGAUAUCGAGUCCAUUAGCUUCCGCGACGUUGCAGGAAUCAGUGUCCAGGGAAGUCAUCCCGACCGAGACUACAAUAGCAUCGAUGUCACACUUAGCGUCAAUCGUGGUGGCAUUACGGUCCCAGUAAAACUACCGUCUGUAGUCGUACCGCGGGGUGCCGUCCGGACGACAAUUGUCAAUGUUCGUGCUUCAGGUGUUGGGACAGAAGUAGCAAAGCAUCUCAUGGCAAAUCGCAUGUACUACGGACAAGUAUUAUUCCGCUCAUUGGACGCGACAGACUUGGCAUUUUUGCUUUCGGGGUAUUCGUAUAACCUAAAUGAAAAGCAGGUGCCAAUCACUGAAAUUAUCAACCCGCGGCCGGUCCGAUAUGUCGGGAAUUAUGUCGCCUUUACGACGAAUAUCCAGCCGGGAAAGAAGAAUACAGAAAAGGGCCAAUUUGAUAAUGUACCGGAGCAACCUCAUCCCCCUAAUGAGUCGCCCAAUAUUGAAUCUGUUGAUGGCUUGCACAGCGACGACUCAGAGCACAAUGAAUCCACAGAGCCCUCGGAGACCGCAGAUAAUAAGCCCAAUCACUCUGAAGAGGUUGAAGCUGAACGCAAAGCCGAUAUUCCCGGCCUUUCAACAGUAGGACCGGACCCUGAUCCCCAGUGGACGGAAUUUUUGGAGACUCACAAUAUCCAAGUUGGACAGUCAACGAACGAUAUAGUCCCACUCGGCACAGGAGGGGUGUUUGCGGAGGCUGUCUUGGGUCGGUCAAACUGUGCUGAGAAGCUCGACAUCACGAGAUUCUGGGAUUGGAAGGAUUCCCAAAUCCCUCUAACGGCAACGGAGAUCGCAGCCGUUCAGACUAACUCUCGCGCAUCUCAACCAGACCUCAAACCUGGCGAGUUGUCUACUUCUCUAAUCAGUCAACAAGCACCAUCAGCUCUCCCAGAUCCAACGGGCACUGCAGCCCUCCUAACAGCAUUGCAAAAUGGAGCUAUGUUCCGUGACCAGAGCGGUCUGGCUGCCACGAUUGGUCUGACUCAGGCAGCGCUGCAGGCAACCCAAUCAGGAGCAGCGAGUGCAGGCCAAGCAGCAAGUCAGAAUCUGCAAUCUCAGCUCCAAGCGACCACAGAGCGACAGAAGACGGCUGCAAAUAUGAUUACAGAUCUUGCUAGAACUGCUGCUUCUGCCUACACUGGUAUACCGCUCGCUGCAUCCGCCUCGUCCAAUGCCGGACCAUCAGCAAAUUCUAGUAAAGGUGCUUUGAUCAAUUAUUUCGAUAAGACAAAAGAAGGCUCUCCAGGUGCUACGGAGAAUAAGCCCCCCGCGGGACCACAGCCUGGCCCCGCCCCUGCCCCUGCUCCUGCUCCUGGUGGCCCUAGUCCCUCUGGCGCUGGUCCCGGCGCGGCUGGACACUCCCCUCCUAGUAAUAGAAGUGGCCCUGGCCCAAGUGCAGCAGGCUUUUCACAAAAUCCAGCAGCGCGAAGCGCCAUUGGCAGGGACACCACACUUUCGGAUGUCAUCUCUAAGGCAACAGACAUGGCAGACAGAAUAGCUGGGACAAGUACCAACUUGCAAGAAGAAGAUAGUAGUGGACUGCUCACAACCCGACGCGCAUGGCCAAGACUGGAUCCAGACGAGGUAUUACCGCGAAUCAGCAAGCUCAGCGAAGAGCCUGGUGAAUUCAACCAGGGCACAGUACCCCUAUGCACACCUGGGAUUUUCUUCUACCACCUCUUCAAACUCAAGCCGACCGAGACAGCGCAAUUUGCCAAAGACUUAUACGGACUUGGACAAGCGACGUUGGGAGGACUUCGGGUGCGGCCAAGCGAUGACUUACGCAGAACAAACUAUGUGGAUAUAGUUUCGAGGAACGUAGCGCUCGAGCUGGUUCCGCCGGAGACAGACUGGAUGAUGAUGUGUAGUCUUCGCGACAGCCGGGAUUGGUUUAUCGACUAUGAAGGUGCAUCGGACGGGUCUGGAACCGUGGCUCUGGACACGGCAGCAUCUGAGUUGGAGACCUGGUAUAAUGCAACGGGGUUCUUCACGAAUGUUUCUUGGAAUCCGUACUAUGAGGCGGGCCCGUCUAUUGACACUCUGCGAAAUUUGGAUGUGUCGUCUACCAAGAGUGUUGCUCUAUUGGUUGAUUCAAGAGUACUGGGAAGCGGCGACGUGAAGGGUACGACGCAUAUCAUUGGCCUUACCAGUAAGCCUCAAAUUAAUGCGACAGACAGUUCGAUCAAGUUCGAGUACUGGACCUGGGGAAAGCCGGCAAGAGUGAUGGACGGUAAAUUGGAUUUAAUCCAGGGGAGUAUCAAGGGUGUUUUUGUUGCCACUGUUUGA